GUCGUGGGGGAAUAUGAGAUUUUUGCAGUUGAUCCCGUAUGGUCGUCGUGACAAUGACGGAACGAUAAUAGUGAACGUCGAUAUCCCCGCCCCUCCCACCCCGUCCACGGGAGGCACUGACCAUUUCAGCAGACGCUCCGCGAUGUCAUGGAUGAGCCAGAUGUACGGGCGUGGUGGGCCAUGCAAGAUAUGAACGGCCGUGAUAUGCAUGGAGUUCAUGGACUACACGGCGAGUUCUCAGCCACUCAAUCGUCCACAUGCACACACACACACACACGCUGGAUGAAUGGUUCUCUCCUCUCGCUGCCUGGUUGUCUGGUGUGUGUUCAGCCCCACUCAGAGCAAUAUGAGCGUGUCAGACCUUUUCCCGAACGAGGGACUCCAGGAGACGAACAGAGUCAAUAUCUUUGUGAUCGGUAUGUGUGGGCUCAGGGAGAGAAUAUGCCCGUUCCGUUUGCGUGUAUGUGGUGCAGGCGGGCGCGUGCACCUUGCAGCUCAUGCGGCUGCAAAAGCACAGCCGGCCCAACAAGCCAUCCCGAAGAUACCCCCGCCACCACACUGGGCACCCCAGCAAUAACACCCAAAGGCAGGCGGUUGCGGGGCAUGACUGACCUGCCUCCAUGUUUAUGUAUCUCUCUCUCUCCCCCCCCUCUGUGUGCGUCAAUCAAUCCAUCAGGUGUUUGUGUUCCGGGUGAGCCGGUCCACCGGCCGCUUCAUCGACGACCCCGCCAACAUACCGCCUAAAAAGCGAAAGAAGCUGCCGCCGGCAGGUCAGUGAGUGAGGGCAUGAGUGCCUGCGGCAUGUUGACUGACUGACCAACCCAACCCGGUUGUGUGUGGUGUGCAUUGGUCUGUGUGCCUGCGCAUCUGUCUGUCUGUCUGUCUGUCUGUCUGUCUGUCAGAUCGUUUGCAGGAGGGUCCGGCUCCGUGGCGGCUGCUGCAGGUCGACGAGGAGGCGGGGGAGAUCAACCAGAUCACUGUCGAGAUCUGCGGUGACACCGAGAGCCUCAUCGUCGUCACCAUGCGGGCACAGGUGAGGUGUCUGUCCACCCAACCACUCAAUCACUCACUCACAGAGAGAGAGAGAGAGAGAGAAUGGCCCUGUCUGUUGUGUCCGUGUUGCAUAACGCCCGUCCGUCCGUCCGUCAAUCCGUCAGGUGCGCAUCUACCCGCUGCAGUUCAUCCGUGAGAACCGCGACCCCAUCAUUUUCGACAACGUCUACACCAACGAGGACGACUCCACUUGGAGCAUCUCGGCGGCCGCCCGCCCGCGGCCCUCACAGGGGCCCAUCCUCGCCGUGGGCAGCAACGCCCACGUGGUCACUGAGUGGAAUCUGAGCGGUUCUGAGGACCAGACGCCGCACCGGCUGGUGGGGCAUGGCCACAACAUCCCGUCUAUCGCCUACUGCCCGGGGUAUCCGGAGAGCUGCGACUAUCUGGCAUCGGCCUCGAUAGAUGGGACCUUUCGGCUGUGGUACCAGAGUGGGGCCACGUGGGGUGUGCGGUGCGAGGAGGGGAUGGAUGCGUGUGUAUGUGUGUGUAGGCACGCUGCUCGUGGUGAGUGUUUGGGCAUUUAUCGCAUCGCCGAGUACGGGUGGGGAAUUCGAUGGGUCCACAAAGGCGACAUUCCUGAGGUACACUGACACCACGCACAGCCAACCAUGACAGACACCUACACACUCCUUCGUCCUCCUACCGACCUUCACUCAGGUCGACCUCUCUCGCAGCCUCCGGCUGCCCCCCCGAAUGCGGCUAGCAUGGUCCUCCCUCACACGCACAGGGCCUCUGGCAGACAUGGCCGGCCACCCACACCCGCCCCCGCCCCCGCCCCUCAGGGCGCCCGUAAUGCGCACAUCCAGGUGGCGCAGAAGGCCGCCAAUAGCGCCCCUACCGCCUCCAGCAGCACCAGCAGCGGCAGCAGCACCAUCGGCAGAUGGUGAGUCUCAGCGACAGUCCUCAUCGGCCAUCGCGCGGUCGUUUUCGGAGCUGUCGAGGGACGGCGGUGGUGGUGGUGCUGGUGGUGGGGGUGGUCCUAUCUUGAUGUCCUCCGCUGCGUGUGGGGCGGCUGCUGCAUCGGAAUGA
Vitrella brassicaformis is the source of this 2082-nucleotide messenger RNA. The record is from the annotation of a GenBank genome assembly. NCBI's taxonomy places the organism in Eukaryota, Vitrellaceae.